AUUAAAUCUCCAAACAACUCAGUGCCUUAGCAACAUUUUUAUAACAAUAACAACUUACAACAACUAAUAUUAAAUAUUUAUAAUAAAACUCAAUGCGCUUAGCGGAAAAUUUGCAAAAUUUAUGAAUUCAUCGCCGGAGCAUAAACAAUUAAGUGCUGACCUACACAACAAACAUACAAUAACAAUUGCAAAAUAGCUUCAAUACUACAACAACAAUCGAUGAAUAACAACGAUAGCACAGACAACACCAACAACACAAAUUUAACUAACCACAUAUACACAACAUUUUAUGGAACAACAAAAUCCAUUUUGGAAUAGCAAAUAUGUUCAGCUCCACGGAUGUGGCCGCAGUGCGUCAUGUGGUGCAACGCAUUUUGGUGCCAUGUGUUUUUGUAAUCGGUUUGUUGGGCAAUUCGGUGAGCAUAUAUGUGUUGACCAGAAAACGCAUGCGUUGCACAACAAAUAUUUAUCUCACCGCUUUAGCUAUCACCGAUAUUAUUUAUCUCACAAUGGCGCUGCUGCUAUCGCUCAAACAUAAUGAUUAUGUGCAGCGUAAUGUGGAGAUAUAUUGGAAAUGUUAUGGUUAUAUAAUGUGGCUAUGUGAUGCGUGUGCGUAUAUUUCCAUUUACAUUGCUGUGUGUUUUACGAUCGAACGAUUUAUUGCUAUACGUUACCCGCUUAAACGGCAGACAUUCUGUACGGAAUCGUUGGCUAAGAAAGUCAUUACAGGCGUCGCACUCUUCUGUCUCUUCUCCACCAUUUCGACAUCUUUCGAGCAUCAGUAUCGCAUCGUUAAGAAAUCAAUUGAUAUCCAUGGGCAGGCGUGUAAUAUAACGCAAGCGAAUGCGCCCGAGCGGCUGUCAUGGCUACAACUGAAUUACAACGAAAGUGUGCGACAGCAGCAACAACAACAAGAACAUCGAGAACAGCAACGAGAAGACAACGAGCCACAUUUACCGUUACAACAUUAUAUGCCAUUGCCAAAAUCACCAACGACACCACAUAUCGAUUUCGAAGGUAGCGGUCAAUCUGCUGCCGCUGCUUCUGCGCCUGCCACAGAUGAACGCACAGACCACACCGAGCAACACCAACACCCACACUGGCAUACACGUGCCGUUGUGGACUACCUAGCAGCAACUGGGGCAGCAGCGAAUAAAGAGAACAAUUUGGUCAACAGAGGCAGCAAUAAUGAAGAAGAUGGCGGAGGUGCGGUAGGCGGUGGUGAGUUGCGUCACGCGUGGCAGCCUAAACCGGAUGUAAUAUUGCGUCGAUUGAAACGUACAGUGCAGGCGAGUGAAGCAACGGCCAACACAGGCACGACACACAUGUCGGCUUACAAGCCUUCAACAUCACCAACACUUAUUUCCUUAGCUACUACACCUUUGCCGCUAGUGGCGUUAACAACUGGCUGGACGAGGUCAACGACAACGCUUGGUUGGAGCAUGCGAGCAGCAGAAACGGUGACAACCGAGACGGUAGAAGUGGAAGCAAAAGCAGUAUUGCAACGAGGCACACGCAGUGUCGAGAAACUCAAAGGCGGUCCGAUUCACACAGCAGCUGAGACAAACAUUCCCAGAAUGGUUACGAACUUCUUCUCCUUAGAUAACCGACCAGAUCUCUUACUGGAUUCCGAAUUUCUAGUGAGCGCAGCUACGCCGCUUAAGGGCAACGAUGUGGAAACUGAACCAAAAGCAGCCGAACUGCCUGAUGGCGUUGAACAAGAACAGCAGUUUGGCGAUUUAUUGGAUAUUGAUGGCUGGACAGCAGACGAGGAGCCGGUGCGCGAAGUGCAUGAUGCGGAGGAAACAGUGUUUUUUAAUAUCACAGAAUAUUGUAAGGAAGUCACCUACUUCGUCAACAGCGUCUCGGAAUUGGGCGAGAAUGCAACAUAUACACGCCUGUGGUACUUUUUCACGCUCUUCGUCUUCGUGCUUAUACCGUUAUUACUAUUGGGCACCUUUAAUUGUUUCCUCAUCAUGUUGGUGCGUCGCUCGAAGAAUUUACGUGGCGAAAUGACGAACGCGAAUAGUAUACGACGUUCACGAAUGAGCGGCAAAGGGCCACGCAAAUCUCACUCUUCAUCCGUCUCGCAGGAGAAUCGCAUAACGGUUACACUCAUCGCGGUUGUUUUACUCUUCAUCAUUUGCCAGCUGCCAUGGGCGAUCUAUUUGAUCGUUUCGGAAAAUGUCCAAAUCGAUAACAAUUUACAAGCAAUUAUUGGUAAUAUUUUCAAUUUUCUUGCCGCUUUGAAUGCGGCAGCGAAUUUUUUCCUCUAUUGUGUGCUCUCCGAUAAAUAUCGGAAGACGGUACGUGAGCUCAUAACGGGUUAUAAGUAUCGUGCACAUGCGCGUAAUACCACGGCCACGACGAGCUUGUAUGCGAGUACGCAUGCGGCGCAUUCCGUUAAUGGUAGUCGUCGUUAUCGACCGGCGGCCUCGUCGAUUGUGCUGAAGUAAGGGGUAGUGUGGUAGAAUUGAGGCGGUUUGGAGCGAAGUUAGCUCUGUUGAGGCAACGUGCGCGAAUUUGAUUAUUUUUUGUAUUUAAUUUAAUUUAGUUUAAAAUUUGUGUGUUUAUCGAAUUAUUAUUGUUGUUGA
Ceratitis capitata (Mediterranean fruit fly) is the source of this 2594-nucleotide messenger RNA. RefSeq lists its product as uncharacterized. The coding region runs from base 324 to 2456 and encodes 710 amino acids. Lineage: Eukaryota; Metazoa; Arthropoda; Insecta; Diptera; Tephritidae. The transcript is spliced from 7 exons. Gene Ontology annotation, cellular component: membrane. The record is from RefSeq and is a predicted model, not a curated record. Gene Ontology annotation, biological process: G protein-coupled receptor signaling pathway. Gene Ontology annotation, molecular function: G protein-coupled peptide receptor activity.